AUGGCCACCACUCCUUCCGCCUCUCCUCCUCUCUCCUGCCCCAUGUGCCAUAUGUUUAGUGAUGACCCUGCCUCCUUUAGUGAAGAUAGCGGUAGGUGUGUUAAGUGUAGUCUUGUGUUAGACUUGGAGGCCAGGCUGGAGCAGUUAGAACCGCGGCUCCGCACACUGGAAGCUAAGCCGGCUAGCCAGGUCGUUACUCGUAGCGCGGGCCACGCUACCAGGGCUAACUUAGCUAGCACCCUAGCGCCCUCCCAACAGCCGGGAGACAGUCAGGGGUUUGUACCGGUUGGGAGGAAACAUAGUGCUAAACGCAAAAACUUAGAGCACCCGAGACUCCACGUUAGUAAUAGGUUCUCCCCCCUCAGCGACACACCCGCUGAACACUCAACUCUGGUUAUAGGCUCUUCUGAAGUUAGAAACGUGGAGCUCCCAGCGGUUACAGUCAGGUGUUAUCCGGGGGCCAGAGUUGGUGACAUCGAGGGGAACCUUAGGAUGUUAGCUCAGAGUAAGUCCAGGUUCCGUCGAGUCGUGAUUCACGCAGGCAGUGAUGAUGCCCGACGGAGACAAUCAGGUAAGUUAAACGUAGCUUCAGUGUGAAAACUGGCUAAGACGAUGUCCGACACUGUCAUUUUCUCUGGUCCCCUGCCGAACUUAGUCAGUGAUGAAAUGUACAGCCGCUUUUCAUCAUUUAACCGCUGGCUUUCUAGAUGGUGCCCAGAAAACGGCGUUGGUUUUGUGGAUAACUGGAGCGCGUUUUGGGGGAAGCCCGGUCUCAUGCGGAGAGACGGCGUCCAUCCCACCCGGGACGGUGCCGCUCUUCUUUCUAGAAAC
Oryzias latipes (Japanese medaka) is the source of this 831-nucleotide messenger RNA. NCBI's taxonomy places the organism in Eukaryota, Metazoa, Chordata, Actinopteri, Beloniformes, Adrianichthyidae. The record is from RefSeq and is a predicted model, not a curated record.